Molecule: messenger RNA, 1630 nt
Organism: Aegilops tauschii subsp. strangulata
Lineage: Eukaryota; Viridiplantae; Streptophyta; Magnoliopsida; Poales; Poaceae
Source: RefSeq, a predicted model, not a curated record
ACGGCGCGCCCCCUGCCUCGGUGGGGCAUCAUCACCACAACAACGUCCCCACCGGAUCCGUGGUCUCCGCCCAGAUGGCGCUCGUGGAGACCUCGGCGCGGAGGCAGCAGCAGGAGGGGCACCCGCACGCGGCCCAGACAUCGCGCCUGCCGCGGCACCUCGACAUUGGGGCGGCUUCGACAUCGAGCCGUCCAAGGCCAAGCAACUUCACCUCGUCGAUUCCAAGGCAUCUUGUCGAUCGGAAGGACAUCAGGCCGCUGCUUACAUCCACUCUGUCAGCUGAACAAGUUGUGCGCCUGCUUCAAUCAAGGGACGACCAAGUGCAGCGCAUUGUGCUCGGCCAUGUCAGGUCACGUAUCGGCACUAUGAUGGCCGACAAAGAGGGCAGCAAGGUGUUCCUCGCGCUACUUCAUAACUCAAGAGGGAAGUGGCAGGACCUGGAGUCAAUUGUACAAGGGGUGGCGGGGGCCCCUGCGCUGAGAACAAAAAACAAUGAAGAAUUUGACAACUGGAUAAACUCUCUUAGGUCGGUGAUCACAACGGUGGCAGAGCAACCCUUACUGAUAAAGAUGCUGCUCAACAGUUUGCUCAACAAAAGGCUCAUGGACAGCGCCCGAGAAGAGGAAUUGACUAAGCAUCUCUUUAACAUCGUGUCCAUCGAGAUUCUAUGCGAGCAUGGCAUCGAGUGCUUGACCAGCAACAGAGAAUAUGCAAGGCAUGUGUCAGGGUUUUUGAUCGAGCUUUAUGGGCGUGCUUCAGGAAAAUUUCUCAGAGAUAUUGAAGACCUACUAAUUGAGAAUGCCAUGGGCUUGGCGGUCGGAGCCUACAGGUACUACAAUUUAUAUAAUGCCCUUUCUAGAUUGUGUGUUGUGAGACCCUUUCAAGAUUGUGUGUUGUGAGUUGUGACCCCUUUGACGUGGUGCAUCCAGCAAUUAUUUGCUCCAGCACGUACUCAGGAAAUGCAGCCCUGAGAUGAAGAAGCGACUCAUGGAGAAGCUGGCACAGGACAUUGUCUAUUUGUGUGCAGAUCAGCAGGGCGUAUCCGUGAUGCAGUGUUACUUCAAGCUACCUGAUGCGUCCCUUGACACUGAAACGAUGCGUCUUGUUCUGGAUUCACUGAUCGGCCUCAACGACGAUCGACUUUCUGCGAUGGUAAACGGAACUCAUUCAAGUACCGUCAUCUGUGAGGCACUAAAGAAGAGGCAGUGCAGUCAUGAGGUGAACAGGAAGGUGCGCGCACUUGCACUAAGGAUCAACCAGCUUCCGGAGGUCGCCCUACAAGAGAACGAGUCGUCCAAGGCAGUUCUGCGGUUUGCCGCCUGAGCGCUAAGAUUUGUCAAUCCCAACAUCCCCAACCUCCACGACAAUUAGAGCAACCUUGGAUUGGCAAAACGAUAACUGUCUCCUCUAUUUUGCUUGUCCCUGCCUGUCGUCCAUGCUGUCUGGGAUAUGAUUGUUCUGUAAAUUCGUUGUUUUGCAUGUAUGUUGAUUGUGCUACAAACUCAAAAGUUUUGUAUUCAUCAAGUGCGCUUCCAUCAGAUGUUUGUCUGACAUUCUUAUUACUAUCUGCUGCCGGCUUGAACGAAAUUGUACGCUAAACUAAACUGACAACAGCCAAAAUUAGUGCCAG